AUGAAUGGGCAUUUGAGUUAUUUACGAGAUCAAGCUCGACUUUAUUCAAAAGGGAGCUUUGCGCCGAAUGAUGACAUGGCAGAAAGCACUUCGUUCAUCUCUCAAAGACUGAAUUCCGGGUAUGGCUACUUAAGCGACAAAAAAACGUUGAGGGACGGGUCAAACAUAUUCGACAAAUUCAAAUCGAAAUUGAAUUUGUUCAAAUAUGAUGUUAGCUCACUUAGCGAAGACACCACUGCAAGAAGACAUCGGCAAUUAUGGAAUAUUGUAAGAGAAAAACCAAUUCAGAUAGUAGAUAAUGGACGCCUAGAAAGUACUUCACCUCAAAAGAUUACGCAUGAAGCUCAACCACAAAUAUUGGAAAGUGCGAACACGUUUCUUACUCAAAAUGCUAAUGAUGAUUACGCUGAAGAAUCGGCAGGAAUUACAAGCCCUGGCAAAAGAAAAGAGGGUAUACCAAGUGUGCCGUUGAGUGGAUCACCAUUUGUGUCAAGAGCAGAUUUAGAUUAUAUUGGUGUGGAACCGGAUUCUCUGAUUGGCAAUGAUAUUGGGUGGGAUAAACUUUCUGGCAGAUCACCACUUAAAAGAAGAACCACUCUCCAUACAAUCCAGAAACGUUUGCUAAAUAUUUCCAACAGGAAACAAGAGGUAUGGAAAAGCUAUCAGAAACUUUUACGAGAACUGAAUGAAUGGUGGCAAGAUACGAUUGAUACUGAAGAAAGCGUCAAAUUAAUCUCCGAUCUACAAAGAUUAUUUCACGAAGAUUUGGUUUACGAGAACAGAAUUUCUGUCAAGUUGAGAGAGAUUUCAAAAGCAUUGGAGUUCACAAAAUUGAGGGAAGAUGAAAUGUUACUUGAGAGGAAAGAACUUAAGGCCAUAGGCAAAAAAUAUGGCCAUAUACGAUCUAAGAAAGGCGAUCAAAGUGAAGAAGCAAUGUUUCUUAGGGAAAAGGUUAAAACUAAACAAAAAUCAUUAAGCGAUAUCACUGGUCAUUAUCAGCAGUCUCUUUCAACUACCGCUAGAGAAUUAUUUAUAAAUGCAAGUGUCGAGUUCUUCGAAACAUCUUCGGAUAUGAAGGAAGCGAGCAGGGCCUUCUUUCAAAAUUCGAUUCAGCAUUUAAGAUCCAUUCAAGCUGAAAACAUUGAGCAACAUCUAGAAGACCUCAGACGUAAACGUGCUGAUAAACAAUGGUCGAAACUCACGAAUGAAGAAAAAGGAGAUCCUUGUAAACUAGUUGAAAUAAUGAGUGCUAUGUACAAUGGGCAGGAUUCAUUGAUGAGAUGUAUUGGGAAAGUCGGUAGCAGCAAGGCAUUGUCAGGGGAAGGUACAGGAAAAGAGAAUAAACCUACAAAUACUCAAGAUGCCACUCCCAAAUUGGAAUUUAAGACGGGACUUGACGAAACAUUAUCGGAAUUUCCGAGCGACCAUAACGCUUGUGGUUCACCAGGAAAGGGUGAAGUUACUGAAAUAACUAAUAUCCCACACAUAUCUGGUAGUAUGUACAAGUCUAUGGACCCUCAAAAGACACUUAACGCUAAUCUAAAAAUCGCUACUCCGGUAAGUCCAUUUAGAAACCAAUCCCAUGAUUGGGGUCAGACAUUGAAAAAAACUGAUGAAAUUCGAAAGCGCAAUGAUAAAAGUUUAAUCAGCACACCGAUUGAAAUCGCCAAUCGUCUUCUUGAUGAUCACAGGACUAUUAAUGAUGGUCUUAUAAUCAAAUUUGACACCAGUGGUGCGAACGAGGUAUCUCGAAAUGUUUUCGAACCUGAACAGGAAUUAGAUCGAAAUAAAUGGGCAGAAUCCCCUCCCGAGUAA
Messenger RNA from Lachancea fermentati, 1815 nucleotides. The record is from the annotation of a GenBank genome assembly. Lineage: Eukaryota; Fungi; Ascomycota; Saccharomycetes; Saccharomycetales; Saccharomycetaceae.